This is a messenger RNA of Colletotrichum higginsianum IMI 349063, 2316 nucleotides long. Its product is annotated as Arrestin. NCBI's taxonomy places the organism in Eukaryota, Fungi, Ascomycota, Sordariomycetes, Glomerellales, Glomerellaceae. The transcript has 2 exons. Gene Ontology annotation, cellular component: cytosol; plasma membrane; cytoplasm. The record is from RefSeq and is a predicted model, not a curated record. Gene Ontology annotation, biological process: ubiquitin-dependent endocytosis. The coding region runs from base 1 to 2316 and encodes 771 amino acids. Gene Ontology annotation, molecular function: ubiquitin protein ligase binding; protein-macromolecule adaptor activity.
AUGGGCGCAUACUCGCACUCCAACGGCUCCGUCGAAGAAACAACCUCGUCCACUCGUUCGUUUUUCUCUCGCCUAGCCCUGCCCGGCCGAUCGCGUUCGCGUAACCUAGCCGACUUCCACGUCCGCCCCGACGACCCCCACCGCCAGUACUCGGCCGGCGACCACGUCCAUGGCGCCGUAGUCCUGACUGUAGUCAAGCCUGUCCGCAUCACUCACCUCACGGUCGCCCUGCAUGGCUACGUUCGCGUGCACAAGGGGCCAGCCGUCAGCGAGCCCCCCGUCGCGAAGCCUGCCCUGUCCGGUCGGACGUCGGCACAGUAUCACGGCAAUGGCUACGCCUCACUCUUUCAGGAUGAGCAGGUGCUCAGCGGUGAGGGGAGGUUGGAGGCCGGGAAAUAUGAAUUCAACUUCGAUUUAGUCUUCCCUGAAAAGGGCCUGCCUAGUAGUAUUGAUUUUGAACGAGGCACGAUUUCCUACAUGAUCACAGCGACUCUAACGCGCCCGACCUCGAUAUCGCCCACGUCAUCUUGCGAUCGGAAGAUUCAGCUGGUUGAGAAAAUAGAUAUUGGAUCCCUGGCGCCUCCCCGUCCCCGGACCAUCUAUCUCGAGCCGAUAUCCAAGAAGUCAAGGCGUAGAAGGACCACCGGUGCUGACAAGGCGUCCCUCGCCUUGGAUGCAACCGAGAAUGGCUCCGACGCGGAACACCAUGAUGCUGAGCGUGCCAUCGACUCACCAGCACCGACAGAGGAAUCUCCGCACGAUCCGCUAGAUCAUCCACGGAGCCCAACACAUACAGAUAUCCAGAGCGAAGUCAGCGGCGACAGCACUGUCAGCUCGAGCACAGGCAUUAGUCUAGCCCGGGCGGAGCCUCAAUUCGCCAGCAGCUCAUUGUCGAACUCCAAAAUGCAAGCCGUCGACGAGAAAACAAUCACGGCUACGAUCGAGAUGCUCAAGGGUGGCGCGUUGCCGGGCGAUACGGUAUCAGUAAAGGUUUCGGUCCAGCAUAUCAAGCGGAUCAAGAGCAUGCAUGGUGUCAUCGUCACGAUGUAUCGGCAAGGCAGGGUCGAUACAGCGCCGCCCGCUUCCAUGUUCGCCGACAUCAUGUCCAAGGAAGAGGCCCGCAAGCUUGCGAAGGAAGAUUACUAUCCACGGUCGCGAACAGGCUUAGGCGGUCUUUCGUUAACCUCCACGUCGUCGCUCAGCGUUUUCCGAAAAGAUCUGUCCCAGUCUGUCGCUCCUCUGAUUAUCGAUCCGGCAACAAUGGAAACAACGGUGACGGCAUCGUUCAAGGUACCAGAAGACGUCUUUCCGACUAUCAAAGGCGUGCCCGGUGACAUGGUGAGCUUCAAAUACCAAGUGGAGGUCCUGGUCGAUUUGGGCGGCAGGCUUGCUAGCCAGCUCCAAGGGGGUGGCCAGUCGAGAGUGGCACAGUACGCGCCUGGUUCUGGCGCAACCGAUGGCAACAACGCGGCCCUUACCUCAUGGGGAGGCAACGUGAUAGACACGGAUCGCCUACGACGUGAAAAAGGAGUGAUAUCGGUCGUUUUCGAGGUGAUUCUGGGCACAACAGACAGCACGAGGCUGCGCGGGCGGAGUAACACGUUGCGUACAUUGCAGAUGCGCGAAAGGUCCCUUAGCAGAGAUGAGGUUUCUAGCCACUGGCCCGUCGACGACAUCCACGGAGAUGACGGUGAGAGCUACUGGCCACAACCCACCCCUCAAAUGCCGGGGCCGCUUGGUCGACAACCCACGAUCAUGAUACAGCCUACGAGUCCGCCAGAUGAGGUGCAAGCCCCGGCCUACGUGCCUCCUCCGCAAGUCCCAGAUGAGGGUGGUUUGACGGAGAAAGAACGAGCACGGAGGCAAGAAGAGAGACUUUUACCGAGCCGGCCGCCUCAAAGGGGAGAGGCUGGCCCGUCAGGGGCAUCGGAGCCGGAGCCCAACAUCUACGAUGCUGAGGAUGAGCCUCCAUGCGAAUCACAGGCGCACCAAGGAAGCAACGGGGUUGAGGAUCAACCGUCGGCGCCGACGCUUGAUGAUAUUUCGACAUCGCGCGAGGCACGAACAGAAGACAAACAGGAACUUGAGCGGCAACGGUUGCUGAACGAAGCCAGCGCGCCGCCCGAGUUUCCAGAUGACUACGAUGCCGGACCCAGCUCAUCGGCACCGCCAGCGGACGUUGCUGAACCGUCGGCGCCGGUCUUGGCAGACGAGAACGACUACGGCCAGCAGUAUAGCUACCGUACAGAAGCAGGCGCUGGGCAACCCAGCCACCACGCAGCAGGCUCAGAGCCACUGCCGAGGUACGAGCGAUGA